This is a messenger RNA of Sturnus vulgaris (Common starling), 3039 nucleotides long. NCBI's taxonomy places the organism in Eukaryota, Metazoa, Chordata, Aves, Passeriformes, Sturnidae. The record is from RefSeq and is a predicted model, not a curated record.
AUGGCCGGGGGCCAGGAGGGGCCCAGCCCCCACCCCAGUGAGGAGGAGCCCGGAAAUGACGGGAGGAGCACCUCGGAAAGGGUUGUGGAUCUGCUGAACCAGGCGGCGCUGAUCGGGAAUGAGGGAAAAAUCACCAUCCUAAAACAGGUGCAGGAACUGAUCAUCAACAAGGACCCAACGCUCCUGGACAACUUCCUGGAUGUGAGGGGGGAUUUGGGAUGGGGUUGGGGGGAUUUGGGGGAAAUUUGGGGGAAAUUUGGGGGAAUUUGGGAUGGAUUUGGGGAAAUUUGCAAAAGGGACAUCGAGCUGCUGCUGAAGCUCGUGGCCAACCUCAACAUGCUGCUCAAGGACGAGAACGUCAACGUGGUCAAAAAAGCCAUCCUGACCAUGACCCAGCUCUACAAGGUGGCCCUGCAGUGGAUGGUGAAGUCCAAGGUGAUCAGCGAGCUGCAGGAGGCCUGCUGGGAGAUGAUGUCAUCCAUGGCCAGUGACAUCAUCCUGCUGCUGGACUCGGACAACGACGGCAUCCGCACUCACGCCAUCAAGUUCGUGGAGGGGCUGAUCGUGACGCUGUCCCCACGCACGGCCGACUCCGAUGUCCCCAAGAGGCACGAGAGUGUCCCCUGGGGUCACCCCAUGUUCAUGGCCGAGGUCAUCCAGGCCUACGAGACCCUGCAUGCCAACCUGCCGCCCACGCUGGCCAAGUCUCAGGUGAGCAGCGUGCGGAAGAACCUGAAGCUGCACCUGCUGAGCGUGCUGAGGCACCCGUCCUCGGGCGACUUCCAGCCCCAGAUCACCACGCUGCUGGUGGACCUGGGCACGGCACAGGCCGAGAUCGCCCGCAGCAUGCCCAGCCCCCGCGACGGCCGCAAGAGGCCCCGCGACGAGCCCGACGCUGCCCUCAAAAAGAUGAAGAUCGAGCCACCCCUGGGCGAGGAUGACGAGGACAAGGACCUGGAGGCGCCGGCCGUGGCCGUGGCCAAAGUGGCCGGAGCGGCCACCGUCCCCUCGGACACCGACAUCACUGCCGAGUUCCUGCAGCCCCUGCUGACCCCCGAGAACGUGGCCAACCUGGUGCUGAUCAGCAUGGUUUACCUGCCCGAGGCCAUGCCUGCCUCCUUCCAGGCCACCUACACGCCCGUGGAGUCCGCGGGCACCGAGGCGCAGAUCAAACACCUGGCUCGGCUCAUGGCCACCCAAAUGACGGCGGCUGGGCUGGGGCCAGGCUGGCAGGUGCAGGGGGCAGGAAGAAGGUGUUCUGGUUCUGAUCCCAUUGAUCCCAUUGGUCCCAGGCUGGCAGGUGCAGGGGGCAGGAAGAAGGUGUUCCGCCUCAGUGAGGUGCUGAAGCCGCUCAGUGAGGUGCAGGUGGAGAAGCUCAAGCUCGGCGCCGUGCGCAGAAUCCUGCGCUCCGAGAGGGCCGUGGCGGCCAGCGGGGCUGCCCAGGCCCGAGUGAAGAUCCUGGCCUCGCUGGUGACGCAGUUCGAGGUGCCCCUCAAGGGCGAGGUGCUCUCCUUCAUCCUGGACGACGUUCGGGGCCGCCUGGACCUGGCGUUCGCGUGGCUCUUCCAGGAGUACAACGCUCACCUGGCCCGAGGUGGCCCCGGUGGCCUGGAGCGCUACGACGAGUGCCUGAUCGGGCUGCUGGCCGGGCUGCAGGAGAAACCCGACCAGAAGGACGGGAUCUUCACCAAGGUGGUGCUGGAGGCGCCGCUGAUCACAGAGAGCGCCCUGGAGGUGAUCCGGAAAUACUGCGAGGACGAGAGCCGCACCUACCUGGGCAUGUCGACGCUGCGGGACCUGAUUUUCAAGCGGCCGUCGCGGCAGUUCCAGUACCUGCACGUGCUGCUGGACCUCAGCUCCCACGAGAAGGACAAGGUGCGGCAGCAGGCUCUGCUCUUCAUCAAGCGCAUGUACGAGAAGGAGCAGCUGCGGGAGUACGUGGAGAAAUUCGCCCUCAAUUACCUGCAGCUCCUGGUGCACCCCAACCCCCCCUCCGUGCUGUUCGGGGCCGACAAGGACACAGGUGAGCCCCAAAAGCCCACAGGUGCCACGGGAAAUCCCAGAUAUCCCGCGGGAAUCCCGAAUAUUCCACGGGAAACGUCGAAUAUCCGUGGCAUGGGCAUGAACUCCCCGGAGCUGCUGCUGCUGGUGGAGAAUUGCCCCAAGGGCGCCGAGACGUUGGUGACGCGCUGCCUGCACAGCCUGACCGACAAAGUGCCCCCCUCCCCCGAGCUGGUGAAGAGGGUCCGCGAUCUGUACCACAAGCGCCUGCCGGACGUGCGCUUCCUCAUCCCCGUCCUCAACGGGCUGGAGAAGAAAGAGGUGAUCCAGGCGCUGCCCAAACUCAUCAAACUCAACCCCAUCGUGGUGAAGGAGGUGUUCAACCGGCUGCUGGGGACACAGCACGGUGAGGCCAGUCUCUCUCAGUCCCCUCCCACUCCCUCCUAGUCCCUCCUAGCACCAUCCCAGUCCCUCCCAGUCCCUCCCAGUGGCUGCCACGGCCCCGCUGUCCCCGCAGCCACCAACCUGUGCUUCGCGGAGCGGAACGUUUACACGUCCGAGGUUCUGGCCGUGGUGAUGCAGCAGCUGAUGGAGCAGAGCCCGCUGCCCAUGCUGCUGAUGCGCACGGUGAUCCAGGCCCUGACCAUGUACCCCCGCCUGGGGGGCUUCGUCAUGAACAUCCUGUCCAGGCUCAUCAUGAAACAGGUGUGGAAGUACCCCAAGGUGUGGGAGGGUUUCAUCAAGUGCUGCCAGCGCACGAAGCCGCAGUCGUUCCAGGUGAUCCUGCAGCUGCCCCCCCCCCAGCUCGCCGCCGUCUUCGAGAAGUGCCCCGAGCUCCGGGAGCCCCUCCUGAGCCACGUGAGGGCCCUCACCCCCCACCAGCAAGCGCACAUCCCGCUGUCCACCAUGGCCAUCCUGGAGGCCACCACGCGCCACGAGCCCGAGGGGACACCUGGAGAGGUGGGGACACCUGGAGAGGUGGGGACACCUGGACAGGGCUCCGCCAUGAUGGCGGCGGCCGCUCCCGCCCGGGCCUGA